AUGUGUUGGUUAGCCUGGGAUAAAUUAACAAAACCAAAAGGGACAGGAGGACUGGGACUGAGAGAUAUUCAGAUCUUUAAUCAAGCAUUACUCGCAAAAAUAGCAUGGAGGAUAUUAACAGCGCCAAACUGCUUGUUAGCUAGAGUACUUACCGGCAAAUAUUGUCAUAAGAAGAGCUUCCUCGACGUCAAGGUUCCUGCAGUCUGCUCUCACGGAUGGCGUAGUAUUCUACAUGGCAGAGACCUCCUCCAAGAAAACCUGGGGAAAGCCAUUGGAAAUGUGAUCGAUCUCAGAGUAUCCGAUCUUCUAACAGAUAGUCUACAAUGGAACAAGGAGAGGAUUGAUAAACUCUUACCGGGCUUUGGCCAUCUGAUACAACAGAUAAAGCCAAGCAAAGAAGGUGUAGAAGACAUCUAUGUGUGGCUCCCUCUGACCUCCGGUGUUUACUCGACAAAGUCAGGCUACAACUCCAGGAAUCAAUCAGAAGGGAUAGCGACCUCUCAAGACAUGCCUCCCAAUCUCUCUCUGCCUCUUGAAUUCAGCUGGAUCAAGGACAUUUGGUCGGUGAAAACAGCACCAAAACUCAUCCUAUUCUUGUGGUCUAUAGCUCAAGGGGCCUUACCUUUGGGGAAGGAACUGCAACGAAGAGGAAUCAACACCGAUACGCAAUGUCCUUGCUGUAAGGAAGAAGAAACAGCUAUGCAUGUGUUCUUCCAAUGCCCUUUUGCAAAGGAAGUGUGGCGCUUAGCUCCCCUCAGCUCACCAGUUCACCUAGCUGCUGAGGCGGAUUUUCAAGACCUGGCGGUUAUGGCAAGAACGAUCGUCUGUCUCCCUCCUACAGGAGUAAGAGUACCGAUUCUCCCUUGGAUAGUCUGGUUCCUAUGGUUGGCACGAAACAAGUUAAUCUUUGAGAACAAGACAGCACAACCAAUGGAAAUUAUUACUAAAAGUAUAGCAGCUGCACUGGAAUGGAAUCAAGCUCAAGACAACGCAAAAGAAAAGGAAGCUUUACCUAUGAAGACGAACCGUCUACAGGAGGCCAACGCAGCUCGAUCUCACCGAUGCUCUGUCGACGCCGCAUGGGAUUCAAAUCGGAACAGAGCAGGGAUUGCAUGGCGGCUUACGGGUAGUCAUCUGGCAGCUCCCCUAUCAGGUACUCGUAUCAUAGAGGAUGUCGGUUCACCUCUAAUGGCGGAAGCCUUAGCUCUCCAGGAAGGCAUCGCACGAGCUCGUGACCUAGGCUUCUCACCGGUAUCCUUCUACUCCGACUGCGCAACGCUCAUCAGAGCAAUCUCCUCCCAGAAUCAAGUGAAAGAAAUCUAUGGCGUCCUUCAAGACAUCAAAGCUCUCUCGUCAAGCUUCGAUUCGAUCGGUUACCUCCACAUCCCUCGUUCCCAGAACAGCGAUGUGGAUCUCUUAGCGAAAAAGGCCCUUAAGGCCUCAUUUGUCUCUUCUAUUUUAAUGGGCUAG
Messenger RNA from Raphanus sativus (radish), 1470 nucleotides. RefSeq lists its product as uncharacterized. Bases 1 to 1470 code for a protein of 489 amino acids. The transcript has 2 exons. Lineage: Eukaryota; Viridiplantae; Streptophyta; Magnoliopsida; Brassicales; Brassicaceae. The record is from RefSeq and is a predicted model, not a curated record. Gene Ontology annotation, molecular function: RNA-DNA hybrid ribonuclease activity; nucleic acid binding.